AUGACCACGGAAGCUUUUAUUGCCGCAUUCAAAAGAUUCAUCGCGCGAAGAGGAAUAUGUCGAAAUGUCUAUUCGGACAACGGGACAAAUUUCGUAGGGGCGAAUAAAGAGUUACUGGACAUACAACGAAAACUUCAAGAGGACGAAAAGGUUCGGCAUUUUUUGGUGGAUAAGCGAAUUUCAUGGCAUUUCAUGCCAGCCUUGUCACCGAACUUUGGGGGUUUAUGUGAGGCCGCCGUUAAAUCUUUUAAGAAUCACCUGAAACGCGUCGUCGGUGAGGAAUUGUUUACGUUUGAACAAUUCAACACGUUGGUCAUCGAGAUCGAGGCUAUCCUUAACUCUCGUCCUCUCGUUCCAUUAUCCUCUGACCCUAACGAUCCCUCAGCCUUAACCCCUGCCCAUUUUCUGAUUGGUAAUUCUUUAACGAGUUUGCCCGAGGUUGAUUUUAGCGAAACACCAUCGAAUCGUCUAUCAAAAUGGCAACACAUUCAGAAGGUGAAGCAGGAUUUCUGGUCCAGGUGGUAUAAAGAGUAUAUACACCAAUUAAACGUGCGCCAAAAGUGGACCAGAGGCUCGCACGAGAUCAAGGAGGGAUCCCUUGUUGUCAUGAAGGACGAUCAUCUACCACCGCUCCAGUGGCAUCUCGGUCGUGUGGAGAAGAUUCAUCCCGGUCAGGACAACAUCAUCAGGGCAGUCACCGUUCGGACUUCCCAUGGCAGCUACAGGAGGAACGUGCAGAAGUUGGCUCAGCUUCCGAUAGCUGACUCUGAGGAAUGCGUCACGGCAUCGUAG
Messenger RNA from Megachile rotundata (alfalfa leafcutting bee), 792 nucleotides. RefSeq lists its product as uncharacterized. Gene Ontology annotation, biological process: DNA integration. NCBI's taxonomy places the organism in Eukaryota, Metazoa, Arthropoda, Insecta, Hymenoptera, Megachilidae. The record is from RefSeq and is a predicted model, not a curated record. Gene Ontology annotation, molecular function: nucleic acid binding.